This is a messenger RNA of Stylonychia lemnae, 930 nucleotides long. The record is from the annotation of a GenBank genome assembly. NCBI's taxonomy places the organism in Eukaryota, Ciliophora, Spirotrichea, Sporadotrichida, Oxytrichidae.
AUGGUCAUUAAACUCCGCGGGCUCAUUCAAACUAUCUAUGCUUCUUCCGGUUACCUGUUGUAGCUUUCUGUUCUUUGGUUCUUAGCCACUGAUCAUAAGGCGCACCGACUGGGUUGGAAUGAGAUUCAAAAAAGAUCUGACCCAUUAGUAUUUCAUGAUUGCUACUAGCCUCAGGUAUUAAUGCGUAUAAUCUUCACAUGCUAUGCAAUAAAUGCAGCUGGAUUAUGUUUCCUACUGACUCUUGCCUUGGCAUUUAUGCGAGACGACCAAGUGGAGUCCUUCGCCAUUAAAUUAUUCACCUACACCUACGUCGUCUUUGGACCUGUAUUGCUUAUUUGCAGCAUUUAUGGCAUCAUAUUCAUCAAAGGUUUGUUAUUUGAAUGUGAGCCUCAGCGAAUCACUGGAACUAUAAACUUUAUGGACAUCUUUAUACUAAUGGGCUGUACUGUGUUCUCCUCUAUGAUAUCUCUCUUCUUCUCAAUGCACUAAGCAGUUGAAAUGGCUAAUGUCUCUUUGAGAGAUGAAACUUCAGUGUUUUACAGAAUCUUUGUUAAAUACCUGGGUUACAAACGCAGAUUAAUGAGAGAAGAAUAAUAGAGAAUGGCUUAGUAUUAGCAGCAGUAAGAAUAAUAAGAGUAAAACUAAUUGCUCAAUGCACAAAAUAGCAGACCACAAGAUUAUUAAGCUAUCAAUGAUCGAGAGCAGGAUAUUGCAGAUCGUAGAAUAGCACCAUCAGCUUAAAUAGAGAGAAUUGGAGGAGUAUUUAAUGAGAGUAGCCUGAUAAGUGAAGAAGAAAAGUAAUAGAAUGAUAGCAAGGAAUUCGAUUAUUAUGAAGAUGACGAGAGACACUCUGCUGCAAACUAUGAAAGAUCUUCCCUUGAUGAGAGAGAAACUAGAGCUACUUAUGCACCAAGCACUCAUCGUUAAUGA